AUGCGUUGCUCACACUCGCUGCGGUCCGCAAUGCGUCGGACGGCCGCGCUGUUGACCAUCAGCGAUGAGUACAUUCCGCGCGCCUUUCCGGUGAAGUCCACAACCGGCUUAGCGGGUGUUGCAGUAGAGCCAUUGUGGAAGCCGAAGCUUCUUGCCGCGUCGGCGGAGUUGCAGGCAUUCUUGACCACUUCUGACAUUCCACCAGAGUCGACGUACUACAACAUUGCCAUGACGCUUGUAAAGCGCAUCAACCACGGCGUGAAGGAGUGCCAGGAUGACUGGUGCACCUUGGAGAAGCGGUACUUCUGGGGGUGGCCUGUGGAGUAUAUUCUCCAGGUCACCUGGCGGGAGUUGGAGACGGCGCAGAAGUGGAACGAGUGGCGUUUUUGGGAGUUGGACCCCGAGCAGGUGAAGAAGGUGGCGCGGGAGGACCAGAAUAUCGGUAGAGAGGGACUUGGCUACAACAGCCCCUGGGAACAGGUUGUGCGGGAGGACUUUGACAAGCGCAAGAAGGCACUCACGCAGGAGGAAAUGGCGGAGCUGAAGCGCAUGGACACUGAGCGCUUGGCGCGGGAGACCGCCGCCUACAAGGAACGCAAAGACCGCAUCCGCGAUGACUUGGAAAAGGCGCGUGGUGACAUGCUGAAGAAGUUCUUGAACAAGCGCUUCGCCGUGGACAAGGACCUCCAGCGCAUGCAGCCAGGCGCGCGCUACAGCGGGAAGACCUCGGACGACCUCAUCGCCGAGCUCAAGUCUUCGGUGCAAAACAACCCACAGAAGCAGGAGCCAAAGAAGUGA
This is a messenger RNA of Trypanosoma conorhini, 798 nucleotides long. RefSeq names its product putative NADH-ubiquinone oxidoreductase complex I subunit. The record is from RefSeq and is a predicted model, not a curated record. NCBI's taxonomy places the organism in Eukaryota, Euglenozoa, Kinetoplastea, Trypanosomatida, Trypanosomatidae. Gene Ontology annotation, biological process: respiratory electron transport chain. The coding region runs from base 1 to 798 and encodes 265 amino acids. The transcript has a single exon.